AGACAAUGUCCGCCAUUUUGAUUCGAAAAUAUGACGGGGUUUCUUUCGCUGCCCUGAGUGCCCGUGAGGCCGGCGGCUCAGCUCUGCGACGGCUUUCUCUCCCCGUUUACUUGCGAAGGACUCUGAAGUCAAAAGUCCCAUGCUGAUUAUUGAAAGGCUACGUCUGGCGUUCUGCAAUCUGCGAGACAAAUGUUUCUCAACCAGUGGAAGAGGAUUCAUUAAGGAUACAGUUAUUUUAUACAAAGGUCUGUACGGCCAGCUGCCAUGUUCUGGAAGUUCGACCUGCACGCCACGUCCAACGUGGACAAGUUGCUGGAUAAGGAGGACGUGACACUGCGUGAGCUGAUGGACGAGGAUGAGGUCCUGCAGGAGUGCAAGUCCCAGAAUCGCCGGCUGCUCACCCUCCUCAGCCAGGAUGAGUGCAUGCGGGAGCUGGUGGAGCUCAUCACUCGGGAGCCUCCAUUGGACGUUGAGGAGAAGCUCCGUUUCAAAUACUCCAACAUCGCCUGCGAGCUCCUGACGUCAGAUGUGAGCCAGAUCAACGAGAAGCUGGCGGGGAACGAGUCCCUGCUGGAGGGGCUCUACGGCUUCCUGUUGCAGCAGCCCCCUCUCAACCCGCUGCUGGCCAGCUUCUUCACCAAGGCCAUCGGCAACCUCAUCGUUCGCAAGACCGAGCAGGUCAUCGCCUUCUUAAGGAAGAAGGAUGAGUUUAUCAGUCUGGUGCUGAAGCACAUCAACACCUCUGCCAUGAUGGACAUCCUCCUGCGACUGAUCAGCUGUGUGGAGCCCGCACCUCUGAGACAGGACGUGCUCAACUGGCUAAACGAGGAGAAGCUCAUCCAGAGGCUGGUAGAGCUCAUACGCUCUGGGGUCGACGACGAGAGGCAGUCGAAUGCCUCGCAGACCCUCUGCGACAUCAUCCGCCUGGGUCGUGACCAGGCCACACAGCUGCCGGAUGCCGUGGAGUCGGACCCACUGCUCGGCACACUGGAGUCGCAGGAGAGCGUGUCGGAGCUGCUGAGGAACAUGUUCGAUGGUGUCAAAAGCGAGACCUGCAUCGUCAACGGCACUCAAGUGCUCCUCACACUGCUGGAAGUGAGGAGGCCCGGGGUGGAGGGCCUGAUGGACCUGUCUUCUCAGGGAUAUGAACGCUCUUGCACUGUCAGUAGCAGCAUAUUAGAUGCUAUUGAACCUCAUCUGAAAGACUUCCAGCAAUUGCUCCUGGACCCCCCCAAGAAAGCCGCCAUCCUGACCACCAUCGGGGUGCUGGAGGUGCCACUGGGGAAUGCCCGGCUGCAUGCGGCACGCCUGGUGGCCUCUCUGCUGCAGUGCUGCACGCUCGCCAUCAGCCAGGAGCUCUGCCGCUUGGGCACCGUCGACCUACUGCUCGAUUUAUUUUUUAAAUAUACCUGGAAUAACUUCUUGCACUUACAAGUGGAGCUGUGUGUGAUGGCCAUCCUCAGCCGCUCUGGGCAGGAGCAGAAAGAGGAGGUGGACAAGGACAAAGGGACGGGGGAGACGGCUGAGGCCUCGGGCAGCAGCACCCUGGUGGCUCACCUCUUCCAGAAGUGCCGUCUGGUGCAGAGGAUACUGGAUGCCUGGGAGGAAAACGAGAAAAUUCAAGCUGAAGGUGGCAUGAGACGAGGAAACAUGGGCCACCUCACUCGAAUCGCCAACAUCGUGGUGCAGAACCUAGAGAAGGGGCCGGUGCAGGCCCAGAUCAGCGACCUCAUCAAAGAGCUGCCCGAGGACUGUAGAGGGCGCUGGGAGAGCUUCGUGGAUGAGACCCUGACAGAAACCAACAGGAGGAACGCUGUGGAGCUGGUCAGCGCCCACAAUCUCCACUCCUCCAGCGAGGACGAUGACAUGGAGAGCCCUUUCCCGAACGAGCUGUCCCUCCAGCAGGCCUUUUCAGACUAUCAGAUCCAGCAGAUGACGGCCAACUUUGUAGAUCAGUUUGGGUUCAAUGAUGAGGAAUUUUCAGACCAUGACGACAAUAUCAAUGCCACGUUCGAUAGGAUUGCGGAGAUAAACUUCAAUUUAGAUGCCGAUGACGAGAGUGCUAACUCCGCUGUGUUUGAGGCCUGCUGUAAAGAACGAAUACAACAGUUUGAUGACGAGGAGGAAGAAGAUAUCUGGGAGGACGGAGAGAUCAACUAUGCAAAACAAGUCCGUUCGAGGACGAGAUUCGGGGUCUCUCUCAGCACGGAAGGUUCCUGCAAGGCCAAGGUGGAGAACGGGGCUCGUGAGCACAGCCUGGCCCCAGGUUCAGAUGAAGAUGACGAGCAGCUGGAGCCCAGUAAGGCGGCCACGCAAAUGGAGAACACCAAAAACAAGAACCCGGGAGACCAGCAGGCCUGCUCUCCAGAAAGUCCGGGCUGGACAGCUAACUUCGAGGACCAGGCGAAGGAGCCCAGCCCCAGUGUGGCGGUGGACGUCGGCUCCAGCGUGUGGGACUCAGUCGCCCCCCAACAGAACUCAGCCGGGGCCGAAGAAAAAGGCUGGGCGAAAUUCACAGACUUCCAGACCUUCUGUUGCUCGGAGUCUGGCCCUCGAUGCAGCUCCCCCGUGGACUCUGCGAAGAACAGCUCAGAAGGACGUACUCUGCAGAACCAGGAUAAGAGCACCAAGGGCUCGUCCCCCUGUGCAUGGAACGUAUGUGGUGCCAGAAAGGCCCCCCUCGUCGCCUCCGACAGCAGCUCCUCUGGUGGCUCGGACAGUGAGGAGGAAGAGGAUUCGGGCAACAUCGUCACGGAGACCAUCACCACAGGUGCCGGGAAGGAGACGGUGAAGCUCAGCGUGGAUGCCAAAAGUGAGAAGGCGGUCUUCAAGAGGGUGUUUAAGCCUGCAGAUGCAGGUACCGAUGUUGACUCCCUGCCUUUGGACAAGUUGGCUGUCACGGAUGGGCCCCAGAGGGCUGCGACUGACCCGCUCAGCACCACCGCGUCCAGCAGUGCCGGGGAUCUCGCUGUGACUGGCAGGAAAGGGGAUGCACCCCCGUCAGCGGAGGCCUCUCUGAACGGACCAGCCUGAAGCAUCAGGACAGGUCGGACCUCCUCUACCGCUUCCAUUUUACUCCAGGAACCUCGAUACAACUCUUGUGAUUAUUAAAAAAAUAAAAGAAAUUGCUGCAACCCUGUUGCACCCUGCCAAUCAGGACCAUUAGAGGAAGGGGGCGGGGUUGCCUACGGGAUGAUGGGUAAGGACUGAAGCGUGGGGCGAACUUAAAACAAAUGAAUACAUCUUGCAGAAAUGUCUUUUUAGCCAGUGUUGAAAUUGUACUGUUUUAAUGUAGCAGUCAACUUCUGAUGAUAGUUUCAAAGGAUUCAACGUUUUCUUCAUUUCCUGGAAGAUCUGACUCUCUCCAUAUAUAGAUAUAUCUAUCAUAUAAUGUAUCAUUUUGCAAACCUUCGGCUGCUCCUUCGUCCCGUUGACAGUAUUGUCUGAGUGACCAGUAGCACAUGGGAGAACUUCAACCCACCUUGAAGCACCUGGAGAGCCCCACUCACUGGACUGUCACUUACAUCCUCACCUAGCCCAAAUUCUGAAGGCCUCCUCCCCCCGCCCCCCAUCACAGAGCCGUAAUCCAGUGACUGCUACCCGGGUCCUGCUCCAGCACUGAUCACCGUUUACCACAUGUGUGUGUUCUCAGAGCACCCCCACCCCAGAGCGCUAGACGUUUGUUUACUGCUGGAGCUCUUCAUGGGCACGUCCAAAACGUACGGCUUUGUCAGCAGCCACAGCCGUUGCUUUCUGGCCUGUCCUCGGCGCCCCCUGCUGGUUGGCUGGAGAGGUAGCACAAAGACACGAGUCUGAUGAUCUGUGUGUGUAAUAUGUAUCUUGAAUGUCCAUGUAGACAUGUAUUAUACAAAUACAGGCAUCUGAUUUCAUCUGCAUUAAUUUAACAUUUCAUUUACCCCCCGCCCUUAUUCCAUAUUUAUUUUUCUAUAUAAAUGUUGAGAUUUCUGCAGUAUGGCUCCGAGGCUGUUUUGAGUGUUAAACUGUACAGUUUUUUUUUCUUUCUUUUAAUUAAUGUAAUGAUGAUGCUCCAGUCCUUGGUGAUGAUGGCUGAAAGCCUGAUGUUCACGCACCCAGGGUGCGUCAUGUGGUGGCGUCCUGAACGACAGGCACAGGGACCUGAAAUACCACAGUGGCUCAUCCGGUCUGCUGCUGCGUCCGUUUUCUCGCGGGCCUCAUGGAUGUGCUUUUGGUUGCUGGGGGAAGUUGUGGUUGCACCCGAUGCUCAUGUCGUCAUCGGUUCUGCUCCCUGUGAUGAGGUGUCCUGCUCGUCGUGCUGCCCCGAGACCUGGAGACCCAAGGAGCGUGUGCUGGUGGAGAACAUGUCUCUGCUCCCCCCCGGAGUACAUACUGUGUCAUGAGUUAAAGUCAAACGUCCCAGUGGCUUGGAGAGCAGAGAGGCAGGGUGGGGCCCCUUCACUGCGUGGCCUUUUGCAUUUCCUAAGCAGUGUCGAUGCUUAUAUAUGCUCAUGUUCCCCAGCACUUUUCUGAGCCCUGGAAACCAGGCUGGAGUUGUCAUGCAGCCCCAUCCCCACCUCCAAAGGCUUCCGGUAAAAGCACAGGCCCAAUCCUUCUCGGGACCCUAAUUUGAAUAACGUUUGUCAUCUUCCUUCCCAUUCUGCCAGGCUGAUGAGGGCCCCCUGGUGGCCACUGGGCCCAAAGCAGCCUCUUAAUUCUUGUAUGCCCUGUGCUGGCCCCGUACAUGGCUGUUCCCCUGAAAGUCUGUCGUACCCCCUUGCGUGUGUCCUCUCUGCUGCCAGCACGUCAGUGCUCAUGACCUCCAGGGGUCCUUUUUCAUUUUUUAUUUAAUUUCUUCUUAAGUGGAAUUUCAGCACACAUCAAUGGAUGUAACCUAAACAGCACCUUAUGAGAGUACCUGGGGCGUGUUCCCACGCCGUAGCUUUCCUUUAUUGUAUGUAAAUGAACUAUUUUUUAUGGAAAGGAUAAUUACAGGCAAAAAAAUCCUGCGUUUUGCAGUACGAUGUUCAGUCAAAGGCAAUAAUGUUGUGAUUCAGCACGAGGGCAGGUUCCUAGCCGGAAGGUAAGAUGACAUCCACAAGACAGCCACAGAAGCAGCUCUCCUUGCUGGCAGCCGGCGUCUCCCUGGGAAGAGGUUUUUCAGUUUGUUGACAUUACAGUAGCUUAUACUUUUAAAGAAAUGCCUUUUGUGUUGGGCCCAGCCCCAAGUAAAUCCCAACUGCGGGCCGGUCCUCGGUACUCUGGAGAGGAUUUCAGCCCGGAAGCACGGCUGAUGGCGUCUGCUGGCGCUGUGAUGACCCCGGAAAAUAAACAUUACUUACAAUCCCAUGCCCCAUGCUGUUUGGUCAUUCCAUUUAGCCUGCCUGUAGCUGCUACGUCUGACAGUCUGAUCCACGCCUUUCCCUGCUAGAAUUUAUUGCAGUCUUCCUCCAUUAUAACAAUGCCUAGGAUACCAUUAGCUUGGCUGUCUUCUGUGCUGUUGAAGCUACGUGUGGAGUUGGUUUUCUGCCCACUCAGCCCUCCCCCAUCCCAUAAUCUAAAGCCUUAUGCCAAAGCAUUUCUCAGGGUCCCUUGGUGUGGGAUUCAGACCGCUCGGAGGAUGAGGUCCUGCUCACGUGGUCUGGUCAUGUCUUCUGCAGGUGAGCUAUGACUUUACGCGUGGCCGUGUGCCAUCCCGCACUCAGCGUGAGCGCCAUCCCCUGGCCUCUCCUCCCCUCUUAGCUUUGUGACUUGUACUUGUAAACGAAUGUAUGUCCCUGCGUUUGAGUGAAGCUCUCAGUCCCGCGGGCAGGCGAGCCGACCGCGAGCAGAGCAGCUUAGUGAAGGGCUACACGCUGUGGCCACAGAGGGGCCCUCCAUGCACAUCUCAGCACCCCCUACAGGUGGAUGCCCACACGACGUGUGCGCACACUAACAGCAAUGCAUGUGUGGCCUAGCGUCACAGGAAGCCCGGUCUGUCUCACAGUGUCUGCACCGUCACGGUUAUAGCGGUCCAUCCAAGACGAUUUCCAAGCGGAGCCGUGGGCGGAGUCUAGUGGCCUUGUCAAGCUGUCAGACCCUGAGCACCAGGAGCCCUGGGUAGCCCUUUACGAAGACGCUUCAGCAGUAUCCAUAGUGGAGUUUGUCCUACUUUAUCUUUGUACGUACUGUAUGUAUGUAUGUAUUCACACAAGGCACAGACACACAUGUGUACUGCCUUCAAAGUCUGUGCGUCCACUUCCUGCGUCUGAACUCUCCCACUUAGCCAGAAGCUUUUUUUGUAUUGAAAUACUGAUGCUGGUGGUUUUCUUUUGUAUAAAUACAAUACUGUACAUGUUAUUGGUUGUCAAAUUUAGGCUGUAAAUUCAAAUAUUAAAUAAAUAUUUCAUCCAAUUAAA
Messenger RNA from Brienomyrus brachyistius, 6374 nucleotides. Its product is annotated as serine/threonine-protein phosphatase 6 regulatory subunit 2-like. Gene Ontology annotation, molecular function: protein phosphatase binding; protein phosphatase regulator activity. Gene Ontology annotation, cellular component: nucleus; cytosol. Lineage: Eukaryota; Metazoa; Chordata; Actinopteri; Osteoglossiformes; Mormyridae. Bases 265 to 3033 code for a protein of 922 amino acids. The record is from RefSeq and is a predicted model, not a curated record. The transcript has 25 exons.